AUGAAGUUACAAUGGGUUAAACUUCUGCUUGCGGUCUCUCUUGAAGGUGUCAAUGCUGUGAGCACAUUCAUGCAGGAGGCGAUGUACGGAGAGCGCGUCUCUGGUUAUGGCCCUCUUGACGAGCCCUCGUGGGUACCAUCAUUCUACGACGAAUCGCCUCCAUAUCAGGGUAUUCGGAUUGCUCGCACAGAUUGGAGCUUGACAUGCAGCAGCUCUAAAAGCCAAUACCCAUGCGAGAAUAUCAUCGACGGCGCUAAUACCAGUUCGUGGCGAAGCAACCCCGAUCCAAAGGGACAUAGCACCAUCGUCGACCUGAAAAGGCACUACACCGUCAGCGCCCUUGUUGUUUUGCCUCCAAUUGACACAGGAACCCAAGGAUUAAUUACCCAACACGAAAUCUAUGUCAGCACCAACAAUGCAGACUGGAAGGGUCCAGUCGCAUACGGAAUGUGGCCUACAACGAACAGACCGCGAUUGGCUGCUUUUGAGCCCAUUACUGCCCGCUAUGUGAAGCUCAACACUAGCUCCGAGGCCACAGAGUCAUCUUGGAUCGGGAUAUCCGAACUUAACAUUUACGCGACGCAAUACACUAUACCCCAAGACCCGAAACUUGGUGUCUGGGGUCCAACCCUCAAUUUUCCGAUCGUGCCCGUGUCUGGUGCUCAAGAGGCCUCCGGCAACAUUCUGCUGUGGUCAUCGUGGGACGAUGACCAAUUCCAUUCCACUCCAGGGGGCAAAACAGUGAUGACUCAGUGGAACCCUUUGAGAGAUGAGGUGUCCAAACGCAUCGUUUCCAAUACCCAGCAUGACAUGUUCUGCCCUGGUAUUUCCAUCGAUGGUACUGGCAUGAUCAUUGUGACCGGAGGCAACGACGCAUCCCAGACUAGUCUUUACGAUCAGGCCAACGACGAGUGGGUGCAAGGCCCAGAAAUGGAGCUUCGACGUGGAUAUCAGGCAUCUGCAACUCUCUCCGAUGGGCGCGUUUUUGUCAUCGGUGGCUCUUGGGCUGGAGGAUCAAACUUUCCAAAGGAUGGAGAGGUCUACGACCCUCUCUCCAGGAACUGGACCCUCCUCCCCGGUGCUAAAGUCAAGUCCAUGCUGACGCAAGAUAUGGAGGGACCAUGGAGGGCUGAUAACCACGGCUGGCUCUUCGGCUGGAAAAAGCAAAGCGUCUUCCAAGCCGGCCCUAGCAAGCAAAUGAAUUGGUACUUCAUGAGUGGGGAUGGCAGUGUCAAGGGGGCUGGAAACCGGUUGAAUGAUGAUGACUCCAUGUCUGGAAACGCCGUUAUGUUUGAUGCUGUGGCGGGCAAAAUCCUUACCGUCGGGGGCUCAGAGGACUAUGACAAGUCCUGGGCCACGAACCACGCGCACAUCAUUACCCUCGGCGAGCCGGGCGCUGCCCCGGACGUGAAACCUGCCGGAGAGGUUGGAACCAUGCAUAGGGAGCGUGUCUUCCAUACGUCUGUCGUUCUCCCGGACGGAAAGGUCUUCAUUGCGGGAGGGCAGACUUUUGGCGUUGCUUUCAAUGAGGAAAACGUGCAGUUUGCUCCAGAGCUGUACGAUCCGGAAACCAACACAUUCACCGAGUUAACCGAGAAUAACAUCGUUCGCGUCUACCAUACUGUAUCACUUCUGCUCCCUGACGGUCGGGUCCUCACUGGCGGCGGGGGACUUUGCGGCAACUGCUCUGCCAAUCACUAUGAUGGCCAGAUCUUCACGCCGCCAUAUCUUCUUACCGAGAAUGGUGAGCUUCGGCCUCGUCCCGAAAUCACAGAGCGACUACCACGCUCUAUCCUGGUUGGUAAGAAUGUCUUCUUCUCUGCCAACGGUGAUAUUCGGUCUGCAUCCCUGGUCCGCCUCGGCAGUGCAACCCACACUGUCAACACUGAUCAACGCCGUGUUCCUCUGGUUCUUAAACGCAACACAUUCCUCCGAAAGUGGUCGGUCGCCAUCCCCAAGGAUCCAGGUAUUGUUAUCCCUGGAUAUUGGAUGCUGUUUGUAAUGGAUGCAAAUGGAACGCCUAGUGUUGCAAAGACGAUCUUGAUUACAUCAGAUGAAAAGGCCCUUGAGGAGAGUGAAUGUGAGCAAGGAUUCCUUAGACUGAUUUGGGAAAGUUGGAAGCCAACACUGACUUGGCAGCUUCGUCGUGGAUAA
Penicillium daleae is the source of this 2154-nucleotide messenger RNA. Its product is annotated as putative galactose oxidase. The record is from RefSeq and is a predicted model, not a curated record. The coding region runs from base 1 to 2154 and encodes 717 amino acids. The transcript has a single exon. Gene Ontology annotation, molecular function: protein binding. Lineage: Eukaryota; Fungi; Ascomycota; Eurotiomycetes; Eurotiales; Aspergillaceae.